AUGUCGGCAGUCAGUCAACAAGCUUGUAGUCGUUUCUCUGCAGAGGUCCGUCAGGCGGCAGCUGCAGUGGCGUCCCGUUCGUCGCCACUACCGGUGAAUCUAUCUGAGGUCAAGCAAGUAUGUCCCUUUGUCGCUAGGACCAAAGGCAUGCCCGAAAAGUCCGCGGUUGAGACCUUUGCCAGUUUCUGUCCUGUCAUGUCUGUUGUUGAGAAGCCUGUGCUUAUUCACAACGACCUUGACGACGGCGCUGUGAAGAAGUCCCUAGUAACGAGAGUUGCUGAUAAAAUGUACGAGGCCAAGUUCGAGUACAAUAUCGAGAAGCUAAAGCAAGAGGGGAGAUAUCGCUACUUUGCCAAUCUACAGAGGCACGUCGGUACUUUCCCGAAGGCAACUUUCCGUGGUCAGAACGACGAGGCGGGCAUCCCUAGAGAAGUGAUGGUGUUCUGUUCGAACGACUAUCUUGGUAUGGGUCAAAACCCUGUGGUGUUGCAGGCUUGUCACGAGGCUAUUGACACGAGCGGUACUGGUGCUGGUGGCACCAGAAACAUCUCUGGCACGACUAAGUACCACGUCGAGUUGGAGCACGAAUUGGCUUUGAAUCACGAGAAGGAGUCGGCUUUGGUGUUCUCUAGCGGUUAUGUAGCCAACGAGGCUGCUCUCUCAGCCGUGGGCAAAAUCAUGCCUGAUUGCAUUAUGAUAUCCGAUUCGGGCAACCACUCCUCUAUGAUCGAAGGUAUACGUCAUUCUGGUUGUGAGAAGACUAUAUUCAAGAACAACAAUCUCGAGCAGUUGGAGGCCAUCUUGAAGUCGUAUCCCCUCGAGAGACCGAAGAUGAUCAUUUUCGAGUCUGUGUAUUCCAUGGCCGGCUCUAUCGCUCCUCUGGAGAAAAUCUGCGAUCUCGCGGAAAAGUACAAUGCGCUCACUUUCUGUGACGAGGUUCAUGCUGUUGGUAUGUACGGCGAGCACGGUGCGGGUGUUGCUGAACGUGAUGGCGUCGCUGACCGUAUUGAUGUCAUUUCUGGAACCCUUGGAAAGGCCUAUGGCGUCUUUGGUGGUUAUGUUGCAGCUUCGAAGAAUUUCAUUGAUUGUGUUCGCUCCUAUGCUGCUGGUUUCAUCUUCACUACUGCCAUCCCCCCUGUAGUCGCCGCUGGUGCUCUUGCAUCAGUUCGUUAUCUUCGCCAGUCGGGUGCCGAGAGAGAGAUGCAACAAUUACGUGCUAAGCAGUUGAAGGCUAAGCUACGCUCUAAGGGGCUUCCUGUGAUGAACAGCACUAGUCACAUCGUGCCGGUGCUGGUCAGAGAUCCGGUGAAGGUUAAGCAAGUUACCGACAAGCUUUUGGACGAGUACAACAUAUAUCUACAGCCUAUCAACUACCCUACUGUGCCUAGAGGCACUGAACGUGUUAGAAUCACUCCUCUACCACUGCACUCUGAAGAAGAUCUCGACAUGCUCACUUCUGCUUUGGACAACAUCUGGGAUGACCUUGAACUGCCCAGGAACGUUCCUGUCGAUGAUGUCACUGAGUAG
Messenger RNA from Perkinsus marinus ATCC 50983, 1527 nucleotides. RefSeq names its product delta-aminolevulinic acid synthetase, putative. Gene Ontology annotation, biological process: heme biosynthetic process. The coding region runs from base 1 to 1527 and encodes 508 amino acids. Gene Ontology annotation, cellular component: mitochondrion. Gene Ontology annotation, molecular function: pyridoxal phosphate binding; 5-aminolevulinate synthase activity. The transcript has a single exon. The record is from RefSeq and is a predicted model, not a curated record. Lineage: Eukaryota; Perkinsozoa; Perkinsida; Perkinsidae.